UGCUCCUCUGGAUUGAAGUCUAUUCAUAAACCGUUCUUGUGCCCAGGUAACCCUCCGUUCAGCGAGGCUCCGUAUUUCGCAGACCAAUCUGGAGUUUUCGAAUACUUCACAAACAUCUCGGACCCCGGAGAGCACACGUUCACCUUCCGGCAGGUGGUCACUCAGCGUCCCAUCACCUGGGCGUCUGACGCCCCUCAAGCCAUAAGCGUCAUUGGAGACUUCACUUGGUCCAACGUUGCUGUAACCUGCGACAUUUACAUUGAGACCCCGGACACGGGCAGUGUCUUCAUUGCAGCCAGAGUGAAUCAAGGUGGAUCAGACACCUAUGUGGCCAAAGGGAUCUAUUUCUGGGUGUUGGCCGACGGCACUUAUAAAGUCACCGGAGACUUGCUCGGGAAGAUCGUCCUGAUGAAGGGGCUUUCUGGUGUCCGUGCCAGGACGUGGCACACGCUGACCCUUAACGUGGAGGGUUCCAGUGCUUACGGCCUCCUGAACGGUAAUCCCUUGUGGAAAGGCAAAAUUACGGUGGGACCGGCUCGUGGCUGGGCCGCUAUAGGGACCGGUCAUUUGAGUUUGCACAGUUUGAUAACUUUAUGAUCAAAGCCACAGUUCUGUAA
This is a messenger RNA of Staurois parvus, 617 nucleotides long. The record is from the annotation of a GenBank genome assembly. NCBI's taxonomy places the organism in Eukaryota, Metazoa, Chordata, Amphibia, Anura, Ranidae.